Messenger RNA from Aphanomyces invadans, 1521 nucleotides. RefSeq lists its product as hypothetical. Bases 71 to 1456 code for a protein of 461 amino acids. The record is from RefSeq and is a predicted model, not a curated record. Lineage: Eukaryota; Oomycota; Saprolegniomycetes; Saprolegniales; Verrucalvaceae. The transcript is spliced from 3 exons.
GCCCCGGCAGUGGUAAUGGUCGAGACGGCGCGGGUGUCCGCCAUGCGGCACACACUUUGGGUUUCUCGCUAUGGUGGCGAGCGAAAUCAACUCGUCGACGACGCCCGCAUACGACGGCCAUGAGACUGCGCGGUCCUCGUCGAUCGUCCUGCAUACAGAACUCCCAGAUGCCGAUGACAAGCGCGACAGCACCCCGUUCUUAUUCAGCCAGCUCGUAUCGAAGAAGCGAUGGCUCAUGGUUGCUGCUGGAUUGGUUUUCGUUGGCGCCACGAUCGCAGUCUUGGCGUCGUCCACGUCCUCCGGCGACGAAGCUAGCCAGGCGUCUGGCGUACGCAAAGAGGACGCUGCAACUCCUGCUCCUGCAGCCGCCUCCAACGACGAAACUUCUGUCUCGUCGAAUGGCCUCGAAUCCUCCGUGCUGUCAGAUGUCGCAACACUAACUCCCGAAUUCACGCCGGUCAAUACAACCAACUCGACGUCCGACGCGACGGUGGGCACCCCCGACCCGACCACGUCAGCACCGACGACUUCGUCGACUCCUGAAACCACCUUGGCGUUGGAAUCGAUUGCUUCCGCCCCCGCCGCUGCUUCGACAACUGCACCUCCCACUGCCCCGCCGACAGCGCCUCCGACGUCGCCGCCCUCCACGCCCCCUCCUGCGCCUCGAUAUGCCUACAAAGACACCAAAUUCGACUGGCUCAACAUCAACGAGUGGCAGGGAGACAACAACUGGUCCCCGCAAUUCGCAGCGGGUGGGUUCAAAGGCGACAAGAUCGAAGUGUCGACGUUUGGCAAGCCUUUCCACCAGUCGCCCGUCUUGCGCACGAAGCGCGGCUGGUCUGGCGAGAAGAUCUGGUUUAUCGAGUGGGUGACGUACCCCGGCUCGGACACAAACAUUUGGGCCCUCCCGACGUCGCUGACGAGUCAGUUUGGCGACCCGCGAUGGCCCAACUGCGGCGAGUACGAUAUCUACGAGAUGUUCAAUGGCGACGCCGCGAUCGGUCACUCGGGGACGAAGAACCACUUUUACGGCGGCGGGCUCGACUCGUUUGGCCAGAGCACCAUGCACAUGGCAUCACCGACAUGCUUUGCGCCGUUCUUUGUGCGCCAACCGUCCGUCGGGUCGCAAGCCGCGCAGUGGCCGGUGCGCUUCCACAGCAAGAUCUCGAUGGCGGUCGUGUUUGGGCGCGACAACAACGGACUCUUCAUCCAGCAGAUCCUGGACCCGACCGUUGUGGACGGCGCCGACGGCACGGCCGAGAUUCGUGGCGGCACCGCCGCCGAAAAGAUUUACAACAACGCCAACACGUACUGGGGCGUGAAACCCGAAGGCGGAUGCGCCGCGGGCCACGACCCGAACGGCGGGUACCCGUUCUUCGGCGAGUUCCGCCUUGUCUUUCAAGAGCAGUUCAAUGGCAAGUUUGACAUCACCAACAUCCGUGUCCUCUCCAAGUAGUUAAUGUAAUACAGUGAUGUUUGUGGGGGUGCGGGCGUGACGAGCGACUGCUAUGGUCGGUCGCG